GAGAAUUUUAAGUAAGUCGUACAAAGAAUGAGUUCUUAGCGCCCACUCAACAGGCUCCAUUGAGUACACUUUAUGCACUGCAGUAAUGCAACGCUUUUAAGAAGGAUUUAUGAGAAACCGAGAUGAACAAUGGUAAGAUAUUUAAUGGAGACACAGCUUGGUUUUCUUCCAGUGUGUCACAGAAAGUGAAGAAUUUGUGGAAAAGAAAUGGUGGACAGAUGUCACCACUGGAUUCAGCCAUGUUCAUUUUCAGUCGAGAUUUCACUGCACUAGAUACAUUGCAGAUCUUCAGCAGUGAGGCCUACCUGGAUGAGCACCUGGCUGUAAUACAUCCUAUGUAUAUCUCUGACAGUGUCACCAAGGGAUCAAAGACUGUCCUAAUGCAGUACAAACUUCCUCCAGAAGAGGUGUACCAAGCAACUAAAGACAAACAAGUUUACAAAUGGGACAGAAACUCGGACCUGAAGAAUGAACAACAGCAAGUCAGAACAGGCAGACAGACUUGCAGAAGAGCAAAGUUGUGUCUGGAUGAAAAUACGGGCAAUGAAUCUGAAGGAGCCAAAACCAGAAGAAGACAGGGACCAAGUUACACAGACAGUGAAAAUGACAGUUCUGUCACCAUGACCACAGAGAGACAGCAGUCAGCUGUCGUGCCAAGGGAAGUGCUAGAAGAUAUGUGCCAUAUUGAUGAUAUUCCCAAAAUAACUGGUGUGUUAGAGGAAUUUAUUCCAGGAAAGAAUGGCUGUGAAGUUUUUAAAAAGUGAGUUAACAUUUCGUCUGAUGGAUUAAGAAGACUACAUUGUGGACCCAGAGAUGGGAUUAUAAACUGUUUUUCAUUGUUUCAAACUAUAACGUUAUCUAUGGAGGCAGCUACAAAUGUCCAUGAUCACAGAAUAUUCAUUUAAAAGCACUACAAACAAUAUUAACUGACAAAGAAUACCUUUAUACGGAUGAAUUUUAAAAUUUUUCUUGUAACCAAGUCUGUGCAUUACUGGUAAUGUCUUUUUAAAAGAUUGAUAUCAUUAUUUGAUUUGUCAUGCACACAAGCAUAAUACAGUGUAUACAUAUUUUUGUGAAACAAAUGUUUUAAAAAAUGUAAACCAAUUAAUUCAUAACUUUUUUUAUUGUAACAACACAUUUCAGACAUUUUCAUUUUUUAUGUUGCAUGCUGUUUCUCAAAACUGUGAAUAAAUAGACAGCACUAUAUACAUUGUAAUACAUGUGAUUUCAUUUGUAUAAUUACCAUAUCAUAUCCAUUUCUUUUUUGUGUGUCACAAGAUUUGCUAAAAUGCGAAAAAAAUGUAGCAUUUUUAAUUUGCAUCAGUCAUUUUUUGUGAUUUUAAAAUUUCUCACAGAACAUAAUUACAAGAUUUUUCUGCGUAUUCAAUAUUUUGAGAUUUAAAUUAUCAGAUAUACCGUAUGAACCUAUUAUGAAUUGCAGUAUAUUUUUUACAUAAUCCUUAUAUGGAAAUAAAUAAUAAAAUUAAAAAAAAAGAAAGAAUUCAAUUGUUGUUGUUGUCAUGAAUGACCCAUUUUAGAUUUAAUAUUUUAGGUUCCUAUUAAACAAAAUUUACUGAUACUUCAAGCAAUGUAUUUAUCUUGCCAAAAUAUAUAGAAGAUAUCUAUAUUGUGCAAUUUUAUAUUUGCUUUAUCCAACGAGUUGAAAUGGUGUAUAUUUUCGCGAGGCUUGUCGAGCUAAUUUAACCAUUUCAACGAGUUGGAUAAAGCAAAUAUAAAAUCACACAAUUAUAGAUGUUCUAUUUAUCUCAUACAACUUGAUUUAUAUCAUGAAGUUUUUGAGACAAUCCCUUAUAUAUGACCCAAUUUUUUUUCAAAGAUUAAAUGAUGAUGCAACGUUGUGUUAUGUGGUUAUUGUGCCCUUGUGCAUUACAAUUUAGUAUGUCAUUUCGGAGAUAAGUAUAACUAUUUUGAAGUAAAGUUUCACUGAAAUAAACCUUGAAAUAAUUUUUUAUCUGUAAAUGAUUUUUCUUAGAGCUUAAUCACUUUAUUAAUUAGAGCUUAAUCACUUUAUUAAAUGGGAAUACUGAUUAGAAGACUUGAAUAAUCAAGUUUGUUGACAUACACAAAAGUUGCGAAUGCUCGCUUGUUUGAAUUGACUGGAACCAUUAACAGUUGUUGAUGUUUUAUAAAACAAACACCAGCCUAAUAAUUCAAAGACUAAAGAUGCUUACUGGUGGUGAAAUAAAAGACUUGGGAGACAUUAUUUAGGUAUGUUCUUUUUAUAGAAACAGAACGAAAGCGCUCUGUUUUCAUCCAGUCUGGAUGAACUCCUUGAUAGCUAAGUUAGCUAGGCCUAAUGCGAUUUGAAAUUUUUUAAACUACACAGUUAUGUGUUUUCCUUCAUAAUCGUAAUUCAAUUCUUCGAUAAAAUCCAUUUUUAAUCAAGUUUUGGUAGUAGAUAUACAGAGUGUCCCAGAAUAUCUGAUACCAUUUGAAAUUCGCAGAAAUUGAAUAUUAUUUGGCCAAAAAUUGUAUAUUGUACGAAAGACGAAUUGGCCCACAUUAAAAAAUAUUUUUAUCUUGUAAGUACGAGAAAAGAUCUCGUUAUUGUGAGUUAAUUAUUUUGAAAUAACGAGAAAAGAUCUUGCAAUAAUGAGAAAAGAUUGCGGAAUUAUGAGUUAAUUUUCUUGUUAUUACGAGAAAAGAUCUCGUUAUUACGAGUUAAUUUUCUCAUUAUUACGAGAAAAGAUCUUGUUAUUACAAGUUUAUUUUCUCGUUAUUGCGAAAAAAGAUCUCGUUAUUACAAGAAAAGAUUUUUUAUUAAAUGGUGCAUUUCUGAAAAGACCUCCAAGUCGACUGGUUCACCCUUUCAGUUUACCUUUUUCUUUCAAGAAACGUUAAUUCAAUUUUGAUUACUUUAAAUAACAACGGCAAUUAUUCAUUAAAUUGUACAUAAAAUGAUUGGAUUUGACAUUUUAUCUUGUAUGAAUAAGUGGAAAGAACUUCAUGUAAUUUUACUUUUCAUCUUAAAUAUUAUAAUCCUACACCAAAGUAAAUACCAGGUAUUCCUAGUUGUAAAAACACAAUUUUAUUUGUUACAAAUAUGACUUAAUGACUAUAUAGUUUCAAUCAUGGAUAUAGAGGCUUUACCCGAAUUCUAUGUUCAUACACAACCUAUAUGUAUAUUGAAAAUAUUAAUUGAUUUUGUAUAUUAACAUUUUGGAGUCUGAAAACAAAUUACAUGUAUUCUUCUUAUUAAUACAUGUAAAUACAUGUAGUUCCAUUAAAUUAAUUAAUCUGCUUCGCUGUUUCUUCUGAAAUUUCUUGGAUCGAUUUUAUAUCAAAUUUUGUGUAUGCUUUUAAACGAUGAUUAUGCUAAGUAUGUGUAUAAUAAAAGACAUUGCAGUAGUUCAUACACUUCACAUGAAGGGAAUAGAACAAUGAAACGCGCCAUUUUGAAUUGAUCUUUUCUCUAAAUAACGAAAUAAUUAACUGGUAAUAACAAGAUCUUUUCUCAUUAUU
This is a messenger RNA of Magallana angulata, 3483 nucleotides long. RefSeq names its product telomere repeats-binding bouquet formation protein 2-like. The transcript has 7 exons. Bases 123 to 764 code for a protein of 213 amino acids. Lineage: Eukaryota; Metazoa; Mollusca; Bivalvia; Ostreida; Ostreidae. Gene Ontology annotation, biological process: homologous chromosome pairing at meiosis; meiotic attachment of telomere to nuclear envelope. Gene Ontology annotation, cellular component: nuclear inner membrane. The record is from RefSeq and is a predicted model, not a curated record.